Molecule: messenger RNA, 1004 nt
Organism: Anopheles cruzii
Lineage: Eukaryota; Metazoa; Arthropoda; Insecta; Diptera; Culicidae
Exons: 4
Coding region: 282-872 (196 amino acids)
Source: RefSeq, a predicted model, not a curated record
AAACACUAGCCAUCGGCUCGGAUGGCGAUCAUUUGAGCGUUUGGAGCUGUUAGAGCCACUUGCAGUCGUGCGCAGGCAUCGCCAGGGCACACCGUAGCACUAGUAGUAGCACCAGCACCAGCACCGAGCUACGACGCCACUCAGCAGGGUAAAGCCAGGACGCCAAAGAGUCGUCGCCCGGUGUCGAACGCCAUCACGCCAAAGGGUCUAAUUCCGCAGGUAGCAGUAGCAGCACCACCACCAUAGCACAGCAAUCAAACGCUUCAGGCCCCAGUCCAGUGAUGCAGCUGUACCGCAGUUGGAGUAGCGCCACGGCGCUCACCGCCCUAGUCGUCCUGGUGUGCGCCACGACGCUGGCGCUGGCGGCACCGAACGUGCGCGUCAAGCGUGGCGAGGCUGGCGACACCGCGGUCAUCACCGGAGCCGAGACGCUCGCCAACCCGCUCACAUCCGAGGCGAGCAAACAGUCGGCCCAGGCGGUCAAGGACGCGAUCCACCCGACGAGGCCCCCCAUCCCGGUGACCACCGAUGACACGCCGGACCUGGACCGCCAGAAGGUGUCGCUGCAGGUCCCGGACGAGCUGUUCGGCAGCUCCUUCACACUGGUCACCAACAUUUCCGGUCGUAUCGGGAACCUGAUUAUGGGCACCGCCCGGAGGGCGGGAGAAUUCUUCUGGGUGUUGCAGCCCCUGUUCGGGAAGCACCUCACGAUCGAGAUACCGAGCACCACGACCACGACCACGACGCAGCGCACCACCACCACCACCACCACGACGACAGCACGGCGCCAAACGGUGACCGAGGGCAAGGGCGGUGAGCAGGCGCUGGUGCUGGACUUACUGUCCGGGGCGACCGAUGCGAAUGAGGUCUAGAACGAACGACCGCGACCUGAGCGGCAUCUGACCCGAUAUUUAUUUAACUGUCACUCACUUACUCACCCCCGUUACACACCCGUUACACACUACGUUAAUCGCUUAGUUUUGGAAGGCUUUUGGAAUGUUGGC